Galeopterus variegatus (Sunda flying lemur) is the source of this 653-nucleotide messenger RNA. It is a transcript of the gene FEV, whose product is annotated as FEV (ETS oncogene family). The transcript is spliced from 4 exons. Gene Ontology annotation, molecular function: sequence-specific DNA binding; DNA-binding transcription factor activity, RNA polymerase II-specific. Bases 93 to 653 code for a protein of 186 amino acids. NCBI's taxonomy places the organism in Eukaryota, Metazoa, Chordata, Mammalia, Dermoptera, Cynocephalidae. Gene Ontology annotation, biological process: cell differentiation; regulation of transcription by RNA polymerase II. Gene Ontology annotation, cellular component: nucleus. The record is from RefSeq and is a predicted model, not a curated record.
CCUCGGGCGGGGAUCGGCGCCCCGGAGCGAAAAGCCUGACGCGUCCCCUCCCCCCGCACCCCCCAUCUCCCACCGCCCAGUCCCCGGCGGCGAUGAGACAGAGCGGCGCCUCCCAGCCCCUGCUGAUCAACAUGUACCUGCCAGAUCCCGUCGGAGACGGUCUCUUCAAGGAAGGGAAGAGCCCGGGCUGGGGGCCGCUGAGCCCCGCGGUGCAGAAAGGCAGCGGGCAGAUCCAGCUGUGGCAGUUUCUGCUGGAGCUGCUGGCGGACCGCGCGAACGCAGGCUGCAUCGCGUGGGAGGGCGGCCACGGCGAGUUCAAGCUCACAGACCCGGACGAGGUGGCGCGGCGCUGGGGCGAGCGCAAGAGCAAGCCCAACAUGAACUACGACAAGCUGAGCCGGGCCCUGCGCUACUACUACGACAAGAACAUCAUGAGCAAGGUGCACGGCAAGCGCUACGCCUACCGCUUCGACUUCCAGGGCCUGGCGCAGGCCUGCCAGCCGCCGCCCGCGCACGCCCACGCCGCCGCCGCCGCACCCGCGGCCACCGCCGCCGCCACGGCCGCGCUCUAUCCCAGCCCCAGCUUGCAGUCCCCGCCCGGGCCCUUCGGCGCGGUGGCCGCCGCCUCGCACUUGGGGGGCCAUUACCACUAG